AUGUUCUCACCGUUCAACAGGCAGUUACUUUUCUAUACCCAGCUUCGUCGUCUUCAAAGUACGUUAGUAAUAGCUGAACAUAAUAAUGAAGUUCUGCUUCCUGCUACACAAAAUACAUUAAGUGCAGCAAAAAAAAUUGGGGGCGAAAUCUCCGUUCUUGUCGCUGGAACAAAAUGCGGUCCUGCUGCUGAAGCUAUCGCCAAAGCCAACGGCAUCUCUAAGGUCCUAGUUGCAGAGAGUGAUGUAUUUAAGGGCUUUACUGCGGAAAGUCUUUCAGCUUUAAUACUAGCCACCCAAAAACAGUUCAAUUUCACCCAUAUACUGGCACCUGCUAGUGCAUUCGGCAAGGCUGUCUUACCUAGAGUUGCUGCUAAAUUGGAUGUCUCUCCUAUUACUGAUAUUAUUGGUGUAAAAGACGCAAAUACUUUUAUAAGAACAAUUUAUGCAGGAAAUGCAAUUCUCACAUUAGAAGCUAAAGACCCAGUCAAAAUAAUCACUGUUAGAGGAACAGCUUUUCCUCCAGAACCUUUAGAGGGAGGAUCUGCUGCUGUAGAAAAAGCACCAGAAGGCGAAUACAAGACUGAUUUGGUAGAGUUUGUAUCGCAGGAACUAACCAAGUCCGACAGACCGGAACUGACUAGUGCUAAGAAUAUUGUUGCUGGUGGUCGCGGUCUUAAGUCUGGAGACAACUUCAAGCUGCUCUACGAUCUAGCUGACAAACUGAAUGCUGCUGUCGGUGCCAGUCGUGCAGCUGUUGAUGCUGGAUAUGUUCCCAAUGAUCUGCAGAUUGGACAGACUGGGAAAAUUGUUGCACCAAACCUAUACAUCGCUGUCGGCAUAAGCGGGGCUAUCCAACAUCUGGCCGGUAUGAAGGACUCGAAAACGAUUGUCGCAAUCAACAAGGAUCCGGAUGCGCCCAUUUUCCAAGUAUCUGACAUUGGCUUGGUGGCAGAUCUCUUCAAGGCGGUGCCCGAGUUAACUACGAAGUUGUAA
Molecule: messenger RNA, 993 nt
Organism: Leptosia nina
Lineage: Eukaryota; Metazoa; Arthropoda; Insecta; Lepidoptera; Pieridae
Source: the annotation of a GenBank genome assembly